Molecule: messenger RNA, 8101 nt
Organism: Peromyscus californicus insignis
Lineage: Eukaryota; Metazoa; Chordata; Mammalia; Rodentia; Cricetidae
Gene: Htd2
Product: hydroxyacyl-thioester dehydratase type 2
Exons: 1
Coding region: 114-617 (167 amino acids)
Source: RefSeq, a predicted model, not a curated record
AAUACUCUUACAGUUCCAGAACCCUCCACUCUCAACAGUAUCUUUUGGUGUCUACAUAGAUUGAGAAAAGAAGCAGGCUAAAGCACUGUUGAUGACAUUUGGAGAUACUGAAGAUGUUCUCUGUGGUUUCUGGCCAUCGUCUCUGGUGGAGACUGUGGCUAAAUCACCUGGUACCAACAGGGCAGCGCUUUCAGCAUGUGCACAUGAGGGUUGGAGACCGUGCUGAGCUCAGCAGAGCCUUCACACAGCAGGAUGUGGCCACCUUCUCAAAGCUGACAGGAGAUGUCAAUCCUUUGCAUUUAAGUGAAGAGUAUGCAAAACACACCAAGUUUGGAAAGACAAUUGUGCAUGGAGUUUUGAUAAGUGGACUUAUUUCUGCUCUCUUGGGUACUAAAAUGCCGGGGCCAGGCUGUGUGUUUCUAUCCCAGGAAAUUAAAUUUCCAGCCCCUUUAUAUAUUGGAGAAGUGGUUUUAGCAUCUGCAGAAGUGAAAAGGCUGAAGCAGUUUGUUGCUGUGGUCGCAGUGUCCUGCUGUGUAACAGAGAGUAAAAAGACAGUUAUGGAAGGUUGGGUUAAGAUUAUGGUCCCAGAAGCUCCUGGUGCUGAAAUGCAUAUUUAAAGUUGUAAGUUCAAACAUCUGUGCUUUUGCUAUGAAAUGUCAUUUGUGGGCUGUUGCUCUUCAUGAAGGAAUGGCUGGAAUACCUGGAAGCCACAUGGGAAAGGGGAACAAGCAGACAGAUUGUUUCAAUGUCUGCUUUCCAGAUUGGGCUUUAUGCUCUACCCAGACUUAAGUAUGUACAAGAUUUCGUCAUCUCUGGAGAUUUGGUUUUUGUUUGUUUGUUUUUUCUAAUUAUAAAACAAUUGAGAGGGGCUGGAGAGAUGGCUUAUCAGUUAAGGUCACUGGCUGCUCUUCCAGAGGAUCUGGGUUUAAUUCCUAGCACUCACAACUGUUUGGGGAUCCAACACCAUCUUCUGGCCUCUACAGAAACUAUAUGCACAUAGUGCACAAACAUACAUAUAGGCAAAACAGUGACACAAAUACAGCAAUAAUAAAAUAAAAAUUAAAAAUCUUUUUUAAAAAAUGAGAAUCUAUCUGCAUGUUUUACUUUCAGAAUUUCAAACGUAGUUAUAUUUGUGUUUGAUAACACCUACCUAUAUCUGUGUUGAGGAAGUUUUUUUUAUUGAAUUUAUACCACCAUGGGCUUAGUUACUAAUUGCAAUGAUGGAAGUAGGGUCAUCUUUGAACACCUACUCUUUACCGUUAAAUACUCUUAACCCUUUCUCCAUGAUUUUUGGAUUAGGGUUAUAAUUCCUUACUAUUUACACCAAGAUGUAAUCUUGUGGUGGAUGUGGUGGCACAUGCCUUUACUCCCCACUUGGGAGGCAGAGGCAGGUGGAGCUCAAGGCUAGCCUGGUGUGCUUAACAAGUUCCAGGACAGCCAGGGCUACAUAAGAGACUGUCUCAAAAAAAAAAAAAAAAAAAAAAUGCUGUGGACUUCAACCUUCUAUGUGACUUGCCUUUCAGGUAGUUUUUGCUAUUAUGGGAGAGGGAUUUACAUACAGCCUUGACUCAGUUAUGUAAACUAAUAUGGUGCAGUAUUGUUGGAAAUAAUAGAAACAUAGAAUAAGCAGAGGGCCAGACCUAUAAAUAAUAACCAAUAUACUAUCCUCCCACCCUGGUCUCCCAUGAGUGAGGUUAGGGGUUUUUCUGAAUUUGAAGCUGGCUGUUGUACAGUUGAACAAGUUGACAUGUAGAUUUUUCAGGAAGUAGGCCAAUAGUUUCUUUUAGCGUUUUAACCCUGAAGAGAAGACUCUGGGGGCAAAGGCUCUAUUUUAGGGCUCUGAUUCUUCUCUCCCUGUCUUGAAAAUGUGGGUUUACUUUAAAAGCAAAACAUAGAUAUGUGGUAUAAGGAGUAAGGCAUCACUGUGGUGAUGCAUGCAUUUAAUUUCAGGCAUAGGCAGGAGGAUCUCUGAGUUUGAGACCAGUCUGGUGUACAUAGCAAGUUUCAGUACUAUAUCAACCCUGUCUUGAAUAGGGAAAGAAAAAAGGUAUAAGUAUAUGGUGGAUGAGGGAGGCCAAGUUUGUUUUUUUAAGAGUUUGGGAGUCUAGGGAGAAUGUGCUUUUUAAGUACUUUUUAAGCAAGUAUCUAUAUAUACUUGUGGUCUGACUGUGCUCAGUAUGUUAAAUGGUAACUGACCUUAGCUAGAUGCUUUGAUUAGAAAUACAAGAUCAGCAGGCCAUAGCAUCAUUUACUUAGAAUUCCAAAAUUUACUACUAGGAAUUUGAGGCCAGCCUGAGCUACACAGCAAGACUUUAAAGGAAAACCAAAGAUCGGAUGUAGUUAGCAGUUCCGUAUUUCCUGGAAAAGGCAUUCCUUCUGGUGGUGUUUUGGUGUUCUGUUGUGUUUAUUUGUUUUUGUUGGUGUUUUUCGAUAGAGUUUCUCUGUGUAGCCCUGGCCAUCCUGGAGCUCAAUCUGUAGACCAGGGGGCCUUGAACUCGGAGAUCCGCCUGCUUCUGCUUCCUGAGUGCUGGGAUUAAAGACAUGUGCCACACCAACAGGCUCUGGUGGUGUCUUAAGUAAACAGAUUUUUGUGGGUAUGUGCUUGUUUGUGCAUGUGGAGGCCAAAGGUCAGUUAGAUGUCUCUCACUGGCCUGGAACUCAGUAAUUAGAUGAAGCUGUCCCACCAGUGAGCUCAAGGAAUCCACAUGUUCUUCCCCAAGCACUGGAUUAUAUAUAAACACAAGCCACUGUGCCUGCUUUGUUUGGUUAAACAUGGGGUUGAACACAGGUCCUCAGUUACUCAGCAAGAUACUUUGUCAACAGAACUCUCUGUUCCAAUAACCAGACUGGAACAGUUGAGUAGAUUACUAGAAAGAAUUAUUGUAGUCACUAGAGGGCAGUCAUGUGUCUUAAGUGAGUUAAUUAUAAACCUAUUACACCUUCCUCCAGUAUGUGAGGGUGAGAAGCAAACACCGAAGUCAGUGUCAGGAGCUAAGGUACUAUUGUAAGUCCCAGAAUGGGCAGCAUUGCAGACUGAGUUCAUCUAAGGAUGACAGUUCUAGGCAACUCACUAGACUUGAUGAAAUGUGUUAUAUAUCAGAAGAAAAUAGAGAACUCUGGUCAGUGCACACUCCUGCAGAACUCAUCCCUUAGGAUUCAACAGCAGUCUUAAGUGUGGAUCCAUAAAUGGAGCAAGAUGUGAUUUUUUUUUUUUUUACGUUUCUGAUAAGCUAAUUUUCUGCAUUUAAUAUAAUUCUUGAAACAGAUUUAUAAAGUUAAUGGCCCCAUUUUAUUGAGACAGAAGCAAACUGAUGCUGUAUAGCUGUUGUUAGUUGUUUUUGGUCUUUUGGGGGCUUACCACCCAGGUCCCAAAUAAAUCACACACGGAGGCUUAUUCUUAAUUAUGAAUGCCCGGCCUUGUUUCUUGCCAGCUUUUCUUAACUUUAAAUUAUCCCAUCUACCUUUUGCCUCUGAGCUUUUUCCUUUUCUUAUUUCUGUAUAUCUUUCACUCUUACUCCAUGGCUGACUGUGUGGCUGGCCCCUAGUGUCCUCUUCCCUGUGGUGAUAUAUUGUGUAUCCUAAUAAACUUUCCUGAGGAUCAGAUGACAGAGCCAGGCAGUGGUGGCACACACCUUUAAUCCCAGCACUUGAGAUCUCAUUCCUUUGCUUGGAAAACACACUCACCUUUAAUCCCAGGAAACAUGGCAGGGCAGAGAAAGGUAUAUAAGGCACGAGGAAACAGGAACUCACUCUCUUUAGGCUGAGGAUUUCGUAGAGGUAAGAACUAGUGGCUGGCUGCUCUGUUUCUCAGAUCUUUCAGCUUUCACCCUCAUAUCUGGCUCUGGGUUUUUUGUUUUGUUUUGUUUUGUUUUUUAAUUUAAAGACCAUCUAAGAUUCAAACAAUACCUCCCCUUGUUCUCUUGCUCCUCCUUUUCCUCCCAGAUUUUCCCUUCUAUUUAUUCUCUCUGCCUGCCAGCCCCGUUUAUCCUUUCUCCUGCCUCACUAUUGACUGUUCAGCUCUUAUUAGACCAUCACGUGUUUUAGGCAGGCAAAGUAACACAGCUUCACGGAGUUAAACAAAUGCAACAUAAAGGAAUGCAGUACAUCUUUGCAUCAUUAAACAUGUUCCACAGCAUAACAAAUGUUAACACAUCUUAAAAUAAUAUUCUACAGUAAUAGAGCUAGAUUCAAGGUUGAACUUCCUUUUUCCUACCACUGUGGAUCUACAGUGUUUUCAUUCCUGGAGCACUGUCAAUUUCAAUAGCAUUUUGUUAAAAUAGAAUUCUUACGUCUAUUCAGAUUGAUAUUCUCUGCUAUAGUUGUAGCAAUUGUUGAAACCAUUCUGUGCCUAUGGUUUCUACCCAAUGCCUGUCCCUCACCCCCACCCCCCAAAACAGUCGUGCCACAUAGUCUAGACUGGCUUUGAGCUCAACAUCUUCCUGUUUUAACUUCCCAAGUCCUGGGAAAACAAAUGUAACAUUGUGCUUGGCCACCUACCUUUUCCUAAAUGACAUUCAGAGAUUUUCAGAGGACUAAAGCUCUAAGGAUCAGCUAGAUGGAAAGAAAAAUUAGAGACAGGCAGUGGCUGAUGCCUAAUUCUAGCAAUUCAGAGACUGAGGCAGGAAGAUAGGCUAUCUGUUCCAACCAACCAAAAGAAAAGGUUAUGUAAGCCAUGUGGGGAGUAGAGAGGGAUGUCACUUUGGCUAAUAGCUGAUUUACACUGUGACUUCAAAAGUAGCUUCUCAUUUAGAGCAUUUCCACAUUAUUAAUAGUCUGGGGUGGUCAUGAACCUUGGUCUCUGUUAAACAGAGUAGAGUCAGUAGCCUAAGUGGUGACUCAGCCAUGGCUGUCAAGCUGCUCAUGCUCUGUUAAAGCAACCACCAGGAGAAAUGAUCACUUGCUUUCUCAAGCCCAGGGGCUGAUAAUUGAGAGGGAGCUUUAAUUAUAUUAGGUCACAUAUGGAAGUGAGUGCAAAAGUAAUGACUGAAAUAGGGCAUUUUGUCUAGCACUUUCCAUAUUAGGGGCAUUAUAAGACUGUAAUUUAUGUGAUACUUGAUUGGCACAGCAAGAAUAGCCAUCUUAAGCAAUUUUAGCCUAAUGUACUAGAAAUUUGCUUAAGAGACUGUUAUAUUCUGUUGGAAACAUUUCCAUAUUGCUGAAAUGCCACUCAUUUUUUUUUCCCCAGCAGCAAAUCUUAGAUUAAUAGGUGGAGCCUCACCAUGGCCACCAUUUAUCUUGUGAACCUGUCUUGUAUGUUCCUCUAGAAAAAGAAAUGUCUAAGUGUACACCAGUACCUCUGAGAUAACCAUGGGUUUUCAUUUGGGACCAAACUAUUAGUCAUUUUUCUUUUAUGUUCCUAGAGUAUAAUUCACAGAGCUUAAGAAAAUUGCUGUUAAAUCACAUCUAUUAAAGAUUUAUAUUAAAACUGUCACUCUGAGCAACUCUGUGAGUGCCUCAUGUACUGGCAUAGCUCAUUGACUAGCCCCAGGUCAGCAGAAUCAGGGUGCUGUCCAGUUACUGCCAUGGGUUGCAUGGCUGCCUGCAUGUGGUGCCAUCUAAGGGCUCCAGGUGCUUUAUUCUAUAUUCUUUGCUUUCAUUUGUAUUGCAAAGAGCAGAAUUCUCAGCAUCUUCAGAGAAAGUUGGAGUUGGAGCAGAAUGAGCAGCUAGAAGAAAACCCAAAUAAUAUGUACACCAGUCAAGCAAGAUUAAUAGAUUCCACAAGCUUUAUUCCUAAAGUGGCUCUUAACUGUAAAUUGUUUUGACAUUAUACCCUUGGACAGAUUUUCCCAGUGUUAUCAUAGAAAAUGUCAACAUACAAAUGACUAUGAGUUGAAUUUUGUUUAGUAUCCAGACUAUGAAUAUUUAAAGAAAUGAAGGCAUUUGGAGUUGUAAGACCACUCUGCUUAGGAAAUACUGAGUUUUCACAAGCUUCUGUGAUCUGAUUUGUAUAGCAGUUGUCAGGCCUAGAAAUUUCCUCACUAAAAUCCAUUAUGUUCAAUCAAUCUGGUCAAAUCUCAGGUUGUUAGAUAAACAACCCAUGAGCCUUCUAAACAUUUGGCAACAUAGCAGAAUAUAAAAAUCCUCUUUUCUUCUGUUGUCCUGCAAGUAGUUGUAUGUAUGCAAAAAGCAAAACGAUGACAUUCUCUCAUUCCUUAUUUAUUCAGCCCAAGACUAGAAAAGCAAGUCUGAUUUGAAUUAGAUCAGCUCUGGCCUGGGAAGAGCUUUCCCAUAUUUUGUCUGUGACAUUUCAAAUGCCAGACAGAGCCAGGCACAGAAGCUUGCAUCUGUAGUCAGCCAUUUGGGGCUCAGGCAGGAAGGAGAACCAUUGGAUCCCCAGGGGUUCAAGGCCAACACACUAAUUUAAAAAAACAAAACAACAACAACAAAAAACCCCACAAAAGCCAGAUGACUAUUUAGGUUAUCAUGGGGUUUCGAGUCUGGUCUGUGUGUCUCAGGAUACUCAGGGUUGCUGACAAGGAACUCACUGAGGUGUAGGAGAAAAAUAAGCUUAGCAGAAGUGUUUGCACUAAGGGCCUUCCGAAAGAAUCACAGAAGAAGGAUAAGGAAACACUGAGCUUGUCCCUGGCUUCCGUCAAAUAUUUCUCACUUUCGGUUUCUCUUUCCUGGUAAAGAAGACAGGCAAGUCACAUUUCAUGACAUGUGCAGCCCAGGUCUUCAGUUGUAAUUUCUUUUCAGUCCCUCCCCUUCCAGAGAAAAAAGCAUUCAAAUUCCCUGUUCCCAUGAAAGGCUGUGCUGACAUCCUCCUAACUAAUAUCCUGCAGUUAUACUUAGCCUUUCGUUCAGGUAUACCAACAUUAGCACAAUUCGGUGCACUCAGUAAUCCUGCCUGCUGAGGCUGUCCCAAUCUCCAUACCACAGCUGAGGAAGGUGAAGCAAAGUGAAAUCAGGCUGCUGGGUACCUCUGGAGCUGGUGUAAAUCUAAGGAGUCAGCUUAGAAUGUGGACCUGUAACCAUGACUAGCACUCUAGUUUCUUCUUCAGAUUUGUGAAGGCAGGUUUUGCUUAGUUCUUGAUUCUAACCCAAUUUUUCUUUCCUCUCAACGCAGUCUUCUUCCAAACCAAUCCUUUCUUCCUUCACCCACUCCAUACCCAUUUCCUGCUCCCCUACCCCAGUACUUUUAUCCACUUACUACUCACCUUAAGGUGAUACCACAAAAGAAAGACUGUCUGUAAGUGGCUGCUGCAGUCUGAGUGACUCCCCAAGGUUUUCAAUCUGUGCUUUGAGAAUGUCUACCUUAGUUGUCAGGAGAAUGUCCGUCAUAGCGGAAUGUGAAGAACUCUCUCUGCUAAGCACCUCCUGCCCAGCUUAUCACACAUCCUUGUCUCUUGCUGCUUCAAGCUACAUGGAUCCCUGGAGUAGCCUGUGACUUUAUGCCAUAUUUUUUUUCUAGUUUAUGUGCCUCAGAAGCUUGACAGGUGGCAUUUGUCCUUUUUUUGUUUUUUUGGUUUUUUUACUUUCCUAUGCCUAACACAAUAUUUGGUAUCCAGUGUAUGUUCUGUAGUUCAGUAGGUUUCUGAUAAAAUCGUGAAUGGGGCUGAAAUUAUAGCUAGCAUGCAAAAGGCUGGCUUCUUGAAGACCCCACUCAAACCCCACAUCCUUAAUGAACUGCCCCACAGUCCACUAGUUUUCAUGACUGUUUUAUCUCUUAUGCUCCUGUGGUGGCUGGAGCCUCAAUUUCAGUACCUUGCAGGCAUUGUCUCUAACAAUCUUUCCUUCCUCCUAUAGUAUUGAAAGACUGGACUGGGAAUGUAGGUCAAUGGCAGAACACCUGCCUAGCAUGCAUGAGGCCCUGGUUUUGAACCCCAGCAAAACCAAAAAUCCCACUCAUUUUCUGGUUUUUCGUUUGUGGACCCUUUUGUAUCCAAAGUCAAAUAGCACAACUGCCUCAUUUUGCUUGUGCAGAUGCACUGGAAAUGGAGAUGAGUACCAGUUUGCUAGAUUCAGAGAGGUAUCUUCUCAACCUUGGAAAUGUAUGUUUUGAAACUUGUGGUUUGGUAGAGCACUGGACUAUGGUUAUAUAAUAUUUUUGUUUCCUAAUCAUAAAAAUAAAACAUUGUAAUUAAAGGCAUUUUGAAAAAUA